This is a messenger RNA of Triplophysa dalaica, 2486 nucleotides long. It is a transcript of the gene pecam1b, whose product is annotated as platelet and endothelial cell adhesion molecule 1b. Gene Ontology annotation, molecular function: transmembrane signaling receptor activity. Lineage: Eukaryota; Metazoa; Chordata; Actinopteri; Cypriniformes; Nemacheilidae. Gene Ontology annotation, biological process: cell surface receptor signaling pathway. The transcript is spliced from 16 exons. The record is from RefSeq and is a predicted model, not a curated record. Bases 74 to 2296 code for a protein of 740 amino acids.
UAUGCAGCUCCUCCCUUCUACCUCACUGGAUUUUGUCGGACAGUAAGACGCACAGUGAGUUUUGUGCGCGGUCAUGCAGGUGAAGAUCCAGACCUCUCUAAGGAUGGGCACCUUUCUCCUCCUCUUAUUACUCAUCACCUCAGAUGAAGCCCACGCAGACUUCAUCACAAAAAAUGUGGAACUCCUUAUCAAUCCUAGUAGUGAAGUUCAAAGAGGUACAAAUGUUACACUCACUUGCCAGGCAGAGAUCAGCUACAGCCAAGGGUCUCACCCCAACUACACAUACAUAUUCUACAAAGAUUACAUCAAGCAAUUAAAAACCUUUUCGACCAGUGCUACGAAUCAAACCUACUUCAUAAAAGAUGCCAGAGUGGGUCACUCUUCGAUGUACAAAUGUGCCGUGGUCAUUGAUCAGCGUGAACAUUACAGCAGUAUUAAAAAUCUAACAGUCAAUGGUCUACAGACACCACUUCUAACAGUGGAUAAAAUAAGGUUAACAGAAGGAACUGCUUUAACUGCUACCUGUUCAGCAGAGGGUGAAAUCGGUUCGCUGACAUUCCUCUUUAAAAAUGGAUCUAAGGAACUUCACAGCGAGGUCAGCCAUGAACACCGAAUUGAGCAUAAAAUGUCUCUUCCUGGGGGAACUGGGAAUUUGUCCUGCCAGUAUUUCAUCAACCUGGGUAGAACAAAUAUAUUUUCUAACAACAGCAAUUUGAUCAAGGUUAACAUUCAAGAGUUGGAGAUUAAACCUGUUAUCACAGUACGCCCAUCAACAGAUGCUACUGAGGGCGACAAUAUAAGAUUCAACUGCACUGUGGACAUGCUUCAGCAGCAAAAUUCAGAACUCAGAAUCUUUCUCGUUCGUGGACCAACCACACUCGAAAACAUGAUAAAAAACGAAUACAGCAUGCAGGUUAAGGCUAAUGACUCUGGGAAAUAUGAGUGCAUUUCACAAAUGGGUGCUAUACAAAAGUAUUCCACUGUGAACAUAACUGUAAAAGAACUUUUCUCAGUGCCAGUUCUGAGCAUAAGUGCAGCUCAGGUGUUUGAGGGAGAAAGCAUCACUGUCACCUGUCAAGUCAACAGCUUUGCCUCAGAAAGAAUCCAAAGUGAUGAAAUAAAGUACUCAAUAUUCAGAGACGAUGCACUUCUUAUCAGGGAGGGCAAUUACAGUGUCACGGCAAGCAAAGAGACCAAUGGAAAAUACAUGUGCAAGGCUGAAGCGAAAUCGAUUAGUAAGAAGAGUUGGAGUUUGGUGUUUGAAGCAAAAGUUUUUGUAUCCAGGCCUGAGAUCAGAGUAGAUGGUCCUGUUAUUGUGGGUAAGCCAUUUAGGAUCUAUUGCCAUUCUGAGAAUGGAAGUCUGCCCAUAUCUUACACCCUAAAGAGGGACCACUUAAAUCUGAACUGGACCGAGGUGUCCAGCCUUCACAAUGAGGCUUCCUUUUUGGCCACGGUAUCAACUCCUGCAGAAAUCAGUAGUUACUGGUGUGAAGCAAAGAAUACUGGCCCACCCAAAAAAGGGGAAAGGCUUAAUGCAUCAGUAAUAGUUCCAGUAGGGAAGCCCUUACUCACAGUUCUUCCAGUACCAGGGGACAUCAAAGAGGGUGAUAACGUUACUUUGAUAUGUGGCAUUCCGAAAGGCUCUCCACCCAUAAGUUUUAGGUUUUAUAACAGCAGUUCCUCACAUCUUCAUACCGCCACAGUUUCAAGUAAUUCUUUCGCGUACACACUGACAGAAGUGAACAGACAGCACAGUGGAACGUACUACUGCGAGGCGUUUAACCAAGCUCAAGAAACCAGCCAGAGUGACUCCAUCACUUUUAAAGUGAGCCUAGCAAUGUGGAAAAAGGCCUUGAUUGCUACAUUCAGCAUGCUGUUAGUAGCCCUGCUGGUCCUUUUCUUCAUGAUGUACUACAAGGCCAAGCAAGGUAAAAGAGAGAUGCCUGCCAAACUAUCAGUAAAGCCUGCAAGCCCUAAAUCUGAUGAGAUUUUAACCCUGAAUCUCAUCAAUGAUACUCAUUAUAGCGCUGACACAGUGAGGGUCAAAGACAAAGAGAGUGUUUGGAGUGAAAGACCCCUAGAAAGUGCAGGGUCAUCGAACGCAGGUGAUGUGGAGUACACAGAGGUGGUUCAUCCACAGCAUCUAGAUCCUGCACGAAUUCUUCUAAGAAAAGGCACAGACACUGUGUACAGUGAGCUACAGACUUCUCAAGGGGCUCCUGAACACUUAAACCAUCAAGAAAUUCAAGAAUAUGUUAAAAUCAACCUUGACCAACUUCCCGAACCUGUGGAUUAGCAGAUUUCCGUUGCCUCAAAACCUUUUCUGGGGAUUGAUGUUGCCUAUAUGUGCCAAAACCUUCUAUCCUCCACUUUCACACUAUGUACAGUUUGUUCUAAAAACAACAUGCUUUCACAAGUUUAAGUAAAAUUAAAUUAUUUUGUGCUAUUACCUUUUUAUUAAAGUUGAUUGAAUUUGUUUGACUUAU